Molecule: messenger RNA, 2283 nt
Organism: Didymosphaeria variabile
Lineage: Eukaryota; Fungi; Ascomycota; Dothideomycetes; Pleosporales; Didymosphaeriaceae
Exons: 2
Coding region: 1-2283 (760 amino acids)
Source: RefSeq, a predicted model, not a curated record
AUGGCUUUCUCCGUCGCUAAUUUAGUCAGGAAGGCACCGGCGGCCCCCUCCAAGUUCACCUCCACCAGGAAGCUGCUCGAAAAGUACGCCGAGUACGAUAUCAACACAUCGAACAUGGCUAAAGGUGAGCGCGGGAUCGUGGUAAUCUCCCUCAGUGGCGACGAGCCAAUCUAUGCUACAGUGGAGGAGUACUACACUGGCGAUGGUAACAGGAAGAGCUCGAAGCGAGCUAAAAAGGGCCUCGCUGGUACUGCGAGUCAGUAUCAAGUUGAGCAGACACAGCUCGCGGCUUUGACUGCUGAGGCCCGGAACUCCUUUUUUAAGGGCAAGCUCCCAGUAGUUUGGGAGCUUAGUUCUCUUUUUGGGAAAGAGGAAGAAGUGUCUGACGAAGAAUGUUAUGAGAUGGCGGAGGAAUUUAAGACACCUGAGACCCAGAGUGACGAUAGUCUUGCCCGACAUAAGAUCGCUCGAGCAUCUAACUCAUUUGUCAGGAACGUGGAUAAAGUGUCUGACAUCCAAGGCUACGAGAUGAAGGACCUUGUGGUAGAAGAUAAGGCACAAAAGACCAAGACUGAAGGUGCUUCCGCUCGGAGCGAGCCCGCUCGAGAAUCUGUGGAUCUAUCAACUUUGCCUUUACAUCACCUCAUUCCAGGCCUUGAAUUCCUCCCAGGAAUAGAUUCCUUGAAUCGUAUCGAAGUGGGCAUGGUGCAGGUUGAGUACAGACAAGAGCCGCUACCCCCUGUACAAUCCUAUCUCUACGACGAUGAAAGGGACCUAGAAGAGAUCUACAGUGAAUAUGAAAGCCUUGAAAACUAUGUUUACCCUUCCCUAUUCGCUACUGACGCGCAGAAGCAGGACAGUUCGGACGUCUCAACUCAAUCUUUGAACGAUUCCGACUACGAGACAAGGCCCCAGCUCUACCAUACCUCGCUUUACGGAUCUGAGGAGCGCAAGCACAGCCAAGCAGUCUACUUUUACGAUUCUGCGACAGGUCGCGCUAUUGGCUUCACAGUCAUGAACCUCCUUCUACACCCUCCAGAGCGCGAACGACAACUCCGCCGCGCAGGGGAUGACUGCGAAGACGAGGAUUUGGAGGUCGCUGAGUUCAUCUACGAUCAAACAAACGCUGGUCUUGAGGACUUCGUUAUGUACUUCGACGACAAUCAGCCGGACGGGUUGAACCCUGUUUUGUACGAAGAUGUACAGCGAGACGCCGAGGAAGAAUUAUAUGCGGGGAAUAUCUCCGACGAUGUGCAGCCAAUGAUGUAUAGCAGUUAUUAUGAGCCACCUCGUGGAAGCAAGAGCAUCUACCGCGAGCCACCCGAGCUUCGCGGACCUAUGCGUCGUCCUGUGUGGAAGGCGCUUGACGACACGAUGCUCCAGAUCGCCGAAGUAAUGACUCCACCUGCGCAUUUUGUUAGUUUCUCAUGGUCACAACUUCAGCUGCCUGACUAUGUCCUGGAUGCAGAAGCAGUAUUUGAUGGCGAUGUCUGGCGUAACAACGUCCUGGUAGAGCUGUCAUUUCCCAUCAGUGAGACACAGAGGACACAUCUCCUUAAAGCGGUCGAGACUUCCUCUGCGCUUCCAAACUCUUCUUCAGAUGCCGGUGACGCAGAGUCCUUGAGACCAUGCAACAGUAAGCGUAUCUGCUUCGAGUCCGUCCACGGGUUCGAUGUUACGGCGCAAGCGAUUACUGACUUCACCAUGGACUACGUCUCACAGAUCCGUGAGUGCAACGCUGUUCAUAUGUUGGUAACGCGCGCAAGGAUCAUGAAGGAUCAAGACAGUAAGAUAGUCUUCGGAUUUGGAGAGAAGUCGAUGAACGACAUGGCAUUAUUUGUGCAGGCGCUGUACAAAGCCUCGUCAGCCUCGGCCGCUGGUGCGCAAGACGCAGUCUACAUCCUACGGAUUCUGCUUGAUGUCGUCGUCGAGGUAGCAGGUAGCCUGGAAUAUGGUCAGCAAGAUAUUGAGAUACAGACAUCGGUUGAGCGCAUGUGGGAGACGACUUUUUCUUGCAUGGACGCUAUUGAGAGUGCUCAUGAGGAGAUGUUGACAAAGCCUGGUAUGCAGCUUUUUAAGCAGAAGCUGGCCGACGAAGUAGCAGAAACCGAACGACUUGUGUGGGGCGAUUGGUUGCGCAAUAUGGGAGAUUCGGCCGCGGAGGAAGGAGAAGGUUCGAAGACUCCCUCUGUGAUACAGCAAUUCUCGUGGUCAAGUGCUCUAUGGUGGCACGCGAAGAUUUGCGAGGCGAUUCGGCGCCUUGAUGGGCAUUUGUCGACCUGA